Messenger RNA from Adineta ricciae, 1386 nucleotides. The record is from the annotation of a GenBank genome assembly. NCBI's taxonomy places the organism in Eukaryota, Metazoa, Rotifera, Eurotatoria, Adinetida, Adinetidae.
AUGACGAGCAAAUCAAGUAAAUUGAAUAACAAUCAACGACAUAGUCAUGAUGAUUCUGAUGACUCAAAUCAAAAUUUGAGUGAAGAAGAAUGCGCAUCAUUAAGAAAGCAAUGCGAUGAAGUGACAAAAGAAAAUACUCAAUUGAAAGAGGAAAUGCUGAUAUUGAGAAAAACCAUUCAAGAAUUGGAAGAUUGGAACGGUGAUUUCUCAGGCGGAUCAAAUACAACAUCUUCUUUACAAUCAACUAUCGAUUCUUUGACUUCACGGAAUCGACAACUAGAAAAUGACUUGCAACGUUUACAACUUCAACAGCGAAAUAAUCAACUAGCGCUUGAACGUUUGGAUGAAUACGAAGAAACCAUAUCUCAAUUGCAAGAUGAACUCGAUCAAGAACGUUCGAACAAGAAGAAGUCUCAAACUGAUAAAGAUGAAGAUGUUAAUCAUCUUCUUUUCACAGAAGAACGAAAGCGCGUUGAAGAAUUAUCUCAUCAUUUAGAAGCUGUACGUCGCGAAUCCGAAGAGAAAAGCUUACAAAUAGAAAAUGAACGAGACGCUCUUCGAAACUUCAAACACGAUCAAUUGAAGGAACAAGAAAAUCUUCGUAAAAUGCACGAUCAUCAAUUAGCUGAGUUGAAUGAACAAAUCCAAUCGUUAGAAAACAAUAAAAUUGAUUUGAUUAAUCAAUUGGAUGAACUACGACAACAAUUACAAUCAAGAGAAACGCAAAUUCGAUCAUUUCAGUCUUCCACUGCGACACCUGGUUCGCCUCCCAUGAUAUCUUCCUCGACUCAUGAUCGUCAAUCCGAAGAUGAUAAGCAACAGUUAACUUCCAUCUAUGAGCAAUUACUCACACUUCUACCUGGUGAAUAUUCACUGUCAGAUAAUGUAGCAUUGUCGUUGGUAGAACGUUUUACAAAUCUUUUCGAACAGUUUUCCUCUUACUUCGGAGCAUUAUCGAUAGUACAAGAAGAACUUGAUUCGUUAAAACAAAUACUCAUUGAAAAACAAGACGAACUUGAAAAACUUCGCAUGCAUUUGGAAGAGCAACAAACUGUGACAAAGAAAACUCAUUUCUAUGAAAGUGAUGAUGAAGGCGAGCAAGAAUUAGAAGAAAUUCUUGAUUUUCACCAACGAGCACCAUCGCGACAAUCAUUGGCGUCGGUCACACCUGGAGAGAAGCAACAGCUAAUCGCCCAGAAUGAACUUCUCUCGACUCUACUAACAGAAAAAGAACAAGAAUUGAUCUUUUUACAACAAACCGAGAAAACACGAGAAGAAUUUAUGGAAAAUCUCCGAUUGAAUCUACACAAAUCAGAAACAGAGAAAGAAAUGAAACAAACUGAACUGAAUGANUAUUGGUUCGAAAGAAUCGCUUCGAAAACAUGA